Cyphellophora europaea CBS 101466 is the source of this 1206-nucleotide messenger RNA. RefSeq lists its product as uncharacterized. The record is from RefSeq and is a predicted model, not a curated record. Gene Ontology annotation, cellular component: chromatin; nucleus. Gene Ontology annotation, biological process: nucleosome assembly. Gene Ontology annotation, molecular function: histone binding; chromatin binding. The transcript is spliced from 5 exons. NCBI's taxonomy places the organism in Eukaryota, Fungi, Ascomycota, Eurotiomycetes, Chaetothyriales, Cyphellophoraceae. Bases 1 to 1206 code for a protein of 401 amino acids.
AUGGCGUCCGAAAUCCCCAAAGGUCGCGGCAAUAUGACUGCCCCUACUCCGCAGAACACUCCUGCCAACAAUGCCCCAAUCUCAUCUCACGCUCAGGCUCCCAAUGUGGGAAGCAUUGCUGAAGAGGACCUUGAUCGCGCUGCCGCCGCCUCUCUGUUCGCGCAAAAUCCUGCUCUAGUGUCCAUGAUGCAGUCAAAACUCAGCUCACUUGUUGGGCGGUCAUCUGGCUACGUUGAAUCUCUGCCCGCUCCCGUCCGCCGUCGGGUCACCGGUCUCAAGGGCAUACAGAAAGACCACUCAAAACUCGAAGCCGAAUUCCAAGAGGAGGUUCUCCAACUCGAGAAGAAAUACUUUGCCAAGUUCACCCCGCUGUAUGAGAAGCGCGCCAAAAUCAUCAACGGCGACACGGAGCCCACCGAUGCUGAGAUCGAAGCCGGUAAGGAUGAGGAGAAGGAAGAAGCUGAGGCCGACAAGGCAGACGACAAGGACGACAGCGAGCCCGCCGAGCCCACGAAGGGUAUUCCUGAAUUCUGGCUAUCUGCCAUGAAGAACCAGGUCUCACUUGCUGAGCUCAUCACCGACCGCGACGAGGAAGCCCUCCGCCACCUGACUGAUGUUCGUAUGGAGUACCUCGAUCGGCCUGGUUUCCGACUGAUCUUCGAUUUUGCCGCCAAUGACUUCUUCACCAACAAGACCAUCACCAAGACUUAUUAUUACCGGGAAGAGAACGGCUAUGGUGGCGAUUUCAUCUACGAUCACGCUGAUGGUGAUAAGAUCGACUGGAAGGCUGGCAAGGACCUGACGGUUCGUGUUGAGAGCAAGAAGCAGCGCAACAAGAACACCAAGCAAACUCGCGUCGUGAAGAAGACGGUGCCCACUGAGUCCUUCUUCAACUUCUUCAGCCCUCCCACGGCGCCUGACGAUGAUGACGAGGAGGAUGUCGAGCCUGAUAUUGAGGAGCGCCUCGAGCUCGACUACCAGCUGGGUGAGGACAUCAAGGAGAAGCUUAUUCCCCGAGCUAUCGACUGGUUCACAGGCGAAGCUCUCCAGUUCGAGGAGUAUGAGGAAGGCUCUGAUGACAUGUAUGCCGAUGAUGACGAUGAUGACGACGAGGAUGAGGAGGAAGCUGAUUCUGACGAUGACGAGGAGGAGGAAGGUGGCCAACCUCGUUCGCAGCAGAACUCAUCCGAGUGCAAGAACCAGUAG